Owenia fusiformis is the source of this 2436-nucleotide messenger RNA. The record is from the annotation of a GenBank genome assembly. Lineage: Eukaryota; Metazoa; Annelida; Polychaeta; Sabellida; Oweniidae.
UACCAAUAAAACUGGCUAAUACAUGUACAAUACGACAAGACGAUCCUGUUUGUAAUCUAUGUACAUUUGUGUACAUUUCGGACAUUUGAUAGUUACAGAGUUUUGGGCUAUCCACUGAGAGACGUGGGACAAUUUUAGAAAACCAGAUAGAAUAGUUCACUGACCGAGAAAAAGCAACCAUGACGUGCACGGAAUGUCGUAAGUCCAAGACUCUCAUCAUCGUAGUUGUCUUCAUAGCUAUGAUGCUUGACCUCAUUAUGUUAACAACAUUGGAACCGAUCUUACCUGAUAUUCUUCAUAGUAUUGACAAGGAGCAAGGUCUAUAUAGCGUCCCUAAUACCACAAGCCCAAAUACAACGACUUCAGAGGCAGCUAAAGGGACGGAGGAAAGCCGCAGGCGAAUUGAGAAAUCCCCCCAGGUUGGACUAAUCCUCGCAAUAAAGCCGGGAACUGAGAUUCUCGCAAAUAUCAUAGUAGGGUUCAUAGUUGACAGGUAUGGUCACAAAUAUCCAAUGGUUCUGGGUUGCCUGGCAAACUUCCUAGCAACAAUAAGUUUCGCCUUUGGAUACCGACUAGAGAUGUUUCUCAUGGCGAGAAUAGUGCAAGCCAUCGGUUCAAGUUUCUCAGUGGUAUCAGGGUUAGCGCUACUGGCUUGUGCAUUCCCGAAGGAUAGCGAGAGAGCAAGAGCAAAUGGUAUUGCAUUCGGAGGGCUCUCUCUUGGAAUGAUCCUUGGAUUUCCAUUCGGAAGUACUUGCUACCAGUUUCUUGGACGAAAGGCGCCAUUUUUCAUACUCGCCGCUCUGAUGCUAUUCGACGGAAUUCUCCGACUAUUAAUUGUGCUUCCAGACACCAAAAAAGAGGAGCAUUCGGGAUCUGAUUUACGGAAAUUCCCGAAACUGAUAAAAGAUCCUUACAUUUUAAUAGCGUUAGGUAGUAACUUUAUUUUAAAUUUGGCGUUGGGUGUUGUCAUAACAACGGGCCCUGCAUGGAUGCUAGAUACACUGCAUGCCGAGCAAUGGAAUAUUGGGUUGAUAUUGGUCAUUGGGGCAGUCUUACAAUUGAUUUCUCAAGCCGUGACUGGUCUCAUCGCCGUGCAGAUUGGCAGAUGGACUUUCUGUAUGAGCGGACUAAUUGUCUACGCACUUGGAAUGAUUGCAUAUCCUUUUUGUACACAUAUCUGGAUGGUAGUGGGCACAGAGGGGCUGGCCAGAAUUGGGUAUGGAGCAGUCUUAGCUGUGCUUAGUCCACUGUUAGCUUACUUGGUAGACCUAAGACACAGCUCUGCCUACGGGGCAGUGUACGGUCUAUACGCUGCUUCGUAUAAUCUCGGAUUGGUUGCUGGGCCAGUGGCUGGGGGAAUACUCGUAAAGGAACUGUCGUUUGAAUGGUUGUAUUGGGGUACUGCAGUUUUAGUUGUUCUUUUCUCAUUUCUCAGUUUGAGAUUUAGAACAAUUGAAAAAUCAGAACUUGUACUGAAGGAUAAGAAUGGAAAUGCAAUAGAUUAUGGAACAUUUAAAGAUCCUGCCAAAGUAGAACAAGGCAACAGUGAACCGGAAAUCAUUGAGCCUAAGCAUAACCGCCAGCGACAUCUUUUAUUAUCACAAUCAAGUUUGCCAUGUAGUCUGAGCGUUUGAUAUCGGGGCAAUUGAGUGAAAAUAUGGAAUUGUAGCCCAUUAUUAUGGCACCUGGUGAUUGUGGCCUCCCAUGGCUGUGGCAUCCGAUCACUCAAUUGUGUUACAUCAUGAUGAUCAUGUACCCCAUGGUAGUGACAAUACUCGAUUUUGAUAACCCAUUAUUAUGUUACAUUAUGAAUGAGCUAUUCCAUGGAUAUGUUAUAACAUCAUUGUGCUAUCAACUUUUCUUGUCAUCCCAUAAUUUUGACACAUUUUUGGUAUGCAUCACUUUGAGAAUAUUUACAGAUUUAAUUUGCAGUUGGAUGAACAAAUACGUACGCUAAGAAUGCAUAUUCUUGUCUUACUUUGUUUAGCUUUGAAAUAGUAUGAAAAUAAACACAAAUCAAACGUUCAAAUCAUUAAAAUGGAAGAGAAACAUUAACAUUAAACAAAGAUUUGAAACGGCAUAAUUUUUAAAUAAUAAUAAUUAGACAUUAUUGAUGUUCAAUAUUUGUAUCACAUUUCUCUACUGUGUUUGUAUAAAUGUAUUUAAUGUUAUACACUUUAAUUAUUUUGUCAUCACCAACAAGUGGUGACAUAUUGUUAUGGUCUCCGUUUUCUGACGGCGGUUGGUGAUCGGGGGUUGGCGAUCGGCGUCUGUUACAAAUUCUUACAAGUUACAAUAACUUAACAACGUUCUUGCAUAUUAUAAUUAUGAACUCUCCAAUAUAGUAUGAAGGCAAUAACGAUACAUAAACAUAACAACUGUUAAGACUGACUUCAUUAUUUUUCAAAAUCAUCUACAAGUUUACAGAAGUUCAAA